Messenger RNA from Ilex paraguariensis (yerba mate), 351 nucleotides. NCBI's taxonomy places the organism in Eukaryota, Viridiplantae, Streptophyta, Magnoliopsida, Aquifoliales, Aquifoliaceae. The record is from the annotation of a GenBank genome assembly.
AUGGACAGAGAAUGGGGUUCAAAGCUCGGUAGCGGAGACGCCGCCUCCGCCCAGAAUGAAGCCAUUGAUCGUCGUGAACGGUUGUGCAGACUCGCCCUCGAAACCAUCGAUCUCGCCAAAGAUCCCUAUUUCAUGCGCAAUCCUUUCAGCAGUUAUGAGUGCAAGCUCUGUUUGACACUGCACAACAAUGAGGGGAAUUACUUGGCCCAUACACAGGGGAAGUGGCACCAGACGAACUUGGCCAAAGGAGCUACUCGGGAGGCCAAGGAAGCACCAGCUCAGCCUUACAAGCAGAAAGUCACUCUCCGAAAAUCAGUGAAAAUUGGUAGGGCUGGUGGCUUGAUGGAAUAA